Molecule: messenger RNA, 3700 nt
Organism: Bombus impatiens (common eastern bumble bee)
Lineage: Eukaryota; Metazoa; Arthropoda; Insecta; Hymenoptera; Apidae
Product: formin-binding protein 4
Exons: 15
Coding region: 312-3368 (1018 amino acids)
Molecular function (GO): protein binding
Source: RefSeq, a predicted model, not a curated record
GUGAUCGAUGACUCUUGAAGAUGGGAGUAUGACUUUUCGUUGUAGUUUAACAUAACCUCUCUUUUGCAAUGUCUAAGGUCUUUAGAAGUUUUUAAGAUAUGUGUGAAGUGUACAGUAUUGUAUUUUUAUACACUUCGUAAUUAUCAGUCGAAGUGUUCAGUCUCUGCUCUUUUUCAUACUUUGCAAUUGUUUAAGCAAAUAAGCGUAUACUUUGAGGUUAUGAAUGACCUUUCUGUAUUGUUUAUGAGAAAAUACAUUCUCGUUUUAAAUAUAUUUUUAUUAUCUGUAACAGAUAUAAUUUAUAUUUUAUUAUGAAGCGACGUCAAAGAAGGCCUGUUUUAGAACUUAAUCAAUCGCAAUCCGGUUUUCAUGGAGAACAUUUACAAAACAAACACAAACAUAUAAAUAGUGAUUACCCUGGACAAAACAUACCUACAAAUCCUCUGGCAAAUUUACUUUGUCACUAUAAUUCAGAUAGUGAUACUGAAGACUCAAAGAAAGAUUGCAAAUUAGAUGAUCAAGUUAAUAAUUUUUUUAAAGAAAUCCAACUGAUUGCACCCAAACAACCAGUCUCAAAUGAAUCUAGCAAUGUUGCCUUAACAACAAAUUCUAACACACGCUUAGCACAUUAUACAAAUCAACAAGCACUCAUGUGGAGAGAAUGCUUAGAUGAAUCUUCAGGUUAUCCUUACUAUUGGCACAUUGAGACUAACGAAGUAACCUGGGAAAUGCCAGAUGAAUUACGGUACUUAAAAAACAACAUUAAAACAAGCUCUGUUAUAAAACCACUUUCAAUGCAAGAGUCUCAUUGGGUUGAUUUCUCAUCAGUUACAUAUCAACAAUCCCAUGAAAAUAUACCAGAAGGUAUGAUUCCGCGGGAAGUGGUGGCUCGAAAUCGUAAUAGAUAUAUUUGCAAUGAAACUUUGCAGAAGCCAGAAUCUCAAACUGAUCCAGACACUGCUAACACAUCUGAUACCAUGGAUAACGAUUCUGAUGAUGGGAAAAUAGAAAUGAUCACAUCCUAUGGGAGUGAUGAAAGUGAUUCAGAUACAGUGGAUGAGAAUCGAUCAAAGUACGACAUGAAAGAAUCAUCGGUGAAAAGCACAAGUACAACACCAAAAUUGAGAUGCCCUGAAAAACUUUCUGCAUCAACCCCUAUAAUCCAACCACAGUUACUGACAAUUUCUCAGAAUACAAAUCAGAUGUACGAAAACAAAGGUACUGUAGAAGAAUCAAUGGUAGAAUCCGUGGACUCAAAACCAUCCGAUGAUGCAGAAGUUAAGUACUUAAUAAACCAAAUUAAACAAGAUGCUGUUCAAAAGAUAGAUUAUACGGAUAAAAUUAAUAAUGAUAAUCGAUUAAUGAAAGAAUCUGUAAUAAAGAAAAGCAGUAAUAAACACAGUGUUGAUUCCGAUGUAGACUUCCGCAUUUCUUUAGUGCCUGGUUACGAUGAAGAUUCAGAUGUUGAAGAAGAAUCUGAAGAUAAACAGGAGAGAAAAGCUCUAUUUCCAAUUCCUCAACCCAAAGAAACCAUAGACAGUAUGUUAUUAGGUAAAAUUGAUAGUGAUCAAAUAGCAGAGAGUAAUGACAAUGAAGAAAUUAAUGGCGAAAGGAAAAACGUACAAGAAGAUAAUGAAGACAUUCUAGAAAGGUUAGAAUGCAAAGAUGAUUCAAAUACUAAAACAGAGGAGGAUACGCAAAAAGGAAACAAAUUCGUCGAUAACGUACAUGGUCGGAAUAAAUUUUUUCAAAGGAAAAAACGUAUUGCAUUUGAUGUUCCAUCUACAAAGAUAAAAACAAAUAAUGAUAAUGAAACAAGUAAACUGGAAGUGGAGACCCAACGCGAGGAAAUAAACUCUUGCGACGAGCAUCUUAUUGAACCUCAGGUUGAUCAGCAAGAAGAACCAAACACUGCGAACGAGAACGUGGAAGAGAAUGUUUCAACUUGCAAAGAUGAGUCAAAUAGUACUGAAGGAGAAACAAGUACGUCAGAAACGAAUGGUGAAUCCAAAGAAGAUGAAGGGGAGGUUAAUCUACUAUCCCAGAUCAUACUUGAGAAAUUAAAGUUUUUAUCAGAAGGAAAACCAGGUGUAUCGCCAGUUCAAUUGAUGUCUAUUCAGCUACAAACAUUGUUUGUUGCAUGGGAAGCAGGUUGUUUAGAAAAGAAUUACUUACGUAGAUGGUUGAGUGACACCAGUCACGAAUUGGAACGCUUGGAACAAGAUGCAGCACCACCUGGAUGGCUAUGUCAGUGGGAUAGGUCGCAUAAGCGAUAUUAUUACCAGAACACUGCCACUGGAAUUACACAAUGGACUUAUCCGGAUACUGGCAUCGCCGGUGGAGCUGAAGAGAUGGAAAUUUGUUCCACGCCUCCUCCAGCUGAGCAAGAAGAUAUUAUUAUACCUGCAGAAGAAGAAGGACUAAGAUCAAAGUCAAAGAAAUCAGAAGGUGGAGAGACAACAGAGGACAUGACGAUGCCAAGGAACAGCGACAUAGAAGCUCCGCCUCCACCACAAAUUUCAAAUCCGAGCCCACCUCCACCCCCAAGAAUAUACGCGGAGGAUUUGAAGAGGGACAAAAGGAAACAAGAUAAGUGCAACGACAAAUUGGAUGAUAAGAGACCACGACUAGGAGAAGAGGGAGCAGCAGUCGCGGAAAUAAAACAAUUAGAAAAUUCUGUUGCCCCAUCCUCUGCCUUACUGUCGCCUCAGCCUGCCAAUCUUGCAAACGUAACUAACGCAGAACCCCUGCCACCAGGUGUUGAUUUAACAGAAGCACCUUAUGAGAUACCUGCAACUGCCCUGAAAAGAAUUAUUUAUGGCGCUGUGCAAUCACAAGGUGCUGCGCUCUACGAUGCAGCUGCGAGAGAUCCGACAGUUCCUAUUCUAAGUCAUCCAGCGACCAUAGUACAAGAACAUUAUCUUCAAUAUCCAGCAUAUCAUCAACACUUACACGCUCCAGCGGCCUUAGUACUUCCGCAUAAGCACAAUGUGCAGCCUGCGAUUCAGCUAAUACCUGACUACACUCCAAUAUAUACGAAUCAUAAGGUCAUUGAGAAGCCACCAGUUAAAACAGCGAAAGAAUCUUUAGUGUCUGCACUAGAUUCAUUUUACAAUGAUAUUGCGCGAAUAGAGAAUAUCGGAAUAGAGAAAGUUCCUCAGAGACAAGAUACUACGACUGUGGAACCGUCGUCCUUACCAACAGAGGAAGCCAAAUUAGAGACAGACCAAGAACCUAUCCCUGUUGAAACUACUGUGAAAGAAAAGAAAAGGAAAAGGACAAGGAUUGGUAUUAGUAAAAAGCAUAAAGAAGUCUCUAGUAUGGUUGCAAAAUGGCAAAAGGUGCAACAGAAUUUCGAAAAUACGUAAAUUGCUGCAACUUGCCGAUGUUUAGAUCACUCGACACAAAUAGCACACUGUACUCUCGCCAGUAUAGUGACCCCGUACCUGCAAUUAACUUUAUUAUUCUCUGCGCUCCCUUUUCUAUUUUUAAAAUUUGACGAACUUACUAUAAGAAUUGGUAGGUUCUGGAAAAAGAAUGUUGUAAAUUUUGAGGAGUUAUAGAUAUGAUUUUCUUAUCAUUGUGUAUAUACAAAGUAUAGGCUGAUCUCUUUUAAUGCUCAUCAACUGUGAGAGAAGAAUAUUAUCGCGAUUUAUAAGCAUUUGAAAUAAAAAAAGUAUUGUAAUUUAAUAACAUUCAA